This is a messenger RNA of Cryptomeria japonica (Japanese cedar), 735 nucleotides long. RefSeq lists its product as uncharacterized. The record is from RefSeq and is a predicted model, not a curated record. The transcript has a single exon. Bases 164 to 487 code for a protein of 107 amino acids. Lineage: Eukaryota; Viridiplantae; Streptophyta; Pinopsida; Cupressales; Cupressaceae.
UUCAUGCAUGACAUGCACGCAUUCAGAGUUGCAAAACAUGCACGCAUUCAGAGUUGCAAAACAUGUGAUAUAUGACUUUGAAAAUUUUGUUUUCUUCUCCAAACCACCCAUUUUUAUAAUCCCUCUGCGUGCAGUGGUUUUUUCAUCUUGAUUCGCAAGAAAAAUGGCGUCGCUGAGGAGAUCAGACAUUUCGUUCAGGAGGCAGGGAUCCUCUGGAAUCGUAUGGGGCGAGGGUUCUAUUCCCCACAAGAAAAACGCAGCAAGACCACCUUUAUCGACCCACAAUUCAAAAUAUUCUGCAGCGCUAAUGGAGGAACAGAGAUCUUCCAGAGAGUUUUUUCAUAGCAGAAGCACUGGAUCUGUAGAAACCCCCAUGGAGUACUUUCAUACUCGAAAAUCUCAAGAUAGAGAUUCGAACCCUGCUUCUCACAAAUCUCGCUUUAGGUUUGGCAGAUGGGUCAAGAGGGUUUUGUCAAAACCCCAUUGAAAGGAAUUCAAUGGUGGAUAGUUUCUGUUGAAUUUCUGUAAGUAAAUCCAUUUGCAGUCGCCGCCAUGAAAUAUGUUUAUGAUCUCUAGAUUGUAUAAGAGGAUUUAGUGCAGACUGGACUGUCAUGGAUCUUGAUAACAAGACAUACUUUUUAUGUAUUAUUAUUAUUAUUAUUAUUCUUAAUGGCCUCUGUAUGAUGUACUGCAGAAUCCUAUGAAAUUAUUAUAUAGAAUAAGAGUUUCUGGGUU